AUGAUGCGCGUGUGGCUUCGUCCGUGCGCGUCUGCAAUCACUGCAUUCGGUCGUCGUGCUGGUCCGAGCGUCAGAAACGCCGUAUUGCAAGCACUGAUUCCAUGUUCAUUGGCUGUUCCAAAUGACUCGUUGCUUGUGAUUGGUGGAGUCCGUUGGAUAACAAUUAAGGGAAAAGAUGAUGGCAAAAAGCAGUUUAAGAAGAAAUCGACGUUUGAGAAAGUGGAAGAGAUUGACGACCCGACGGAACUUUCAGAUGAAAUCAAGUAUCUGAGUCAGGAAUUAGCUGACGAUAAGCUGAAGGUAAUGGAAGAACUGGAAGAAGAAGAAGACGAGGAAGACGAGGAAGACGCUGAACUCAGUCCUGCUGAUUGGGCCAAGAAAUUUGAGCACGAUGUAGCAGAGUGGGAUCAGGAAGAAGAAGAUGACUAUUAUGAUGAGGAAAAUGGUGCCAAAGCUUCCGUGUCUUUGGACGUUGAAGAUGAUCGACUGUACGUUGAAAUGCCUGGAUAUGACGCCUCGCUGAGUUUGGCAGAGAGUCAGAUUGGAGUGGAUGAGGAUAAGGAAGAUACCUCUGACCCGUUUCAGCACUGGGAUCAGGGCAUGGCUAUUACCCCGGAGAUGCUUAACUGGAUGUUACCUGCUGAAAAGAGGAAGCCGUUCAAAAAGAAUACGACUAAGCCAUGGAAGUACUUUGUAGCGGCCAAUCACCCCGAUGUGGUUGAGUUGGCACUUGAUGUGGACCUAUUACGUCUUUUCAUUUCGCCUACGGGACGCAUUCGUCCUCGCCGAUUCACUGGUCUGACGGCCAAGCAGCAACGCAAGCUAGCACGGGCAAUCAAGAUCUCUCGUCAGCUUGCAUUGUUGCCGUACCUGUCGCGGUACCCGGAGCCGACGCCUGAGCAGUGGAAGGCUAUUGACGACGAAAUAAUCGCAGCCGCUGAACUCGAGGAAGACGAUGAUGUUGUGGAUGACGAUGAUGAGGACGACGAGGACUUUGACGAGGACUUCGAGUAUGAUUAG
This is a messenger RNA of Peronospora farinosa, 1020 nucleotides long. The record is from the annotation of a GenBank genome assembly. NCBI's taxonomy places the organism in Eukaryota, Oomycota, Peronosporomycetes, Peronosporales, Peronosporaceae.